Messenger RNA from Danio rerio (zebrafish), 1341 nucleotides. RefSeq names its product interferon-induced protein with tetratricopeptide repeats 14 (gene ifit14). The record is from RefSeq and is marked validated. NCBI's taxonomy places the organism in Eukaryota, Metazoa, Chordata, Actinopteri, Cypriniformes, Danionidae.
AAAACACAUCUACAAACCAGACCACUGCUGUUCACCGCAAUGGAUUCUUUACUGAAAGGAGAGCUUGAGAAGCUGGAGUGCCACUUCACCUGGGAUCUGGGGCAAUAUCAAAAUGAGCUCCAGGGGAUGAAAAGGAAGAUGGACCAUGUUGACCCACAAAAAAUCUCUUCUCCAGUCCACUAUUACAACCUGCUGGGGUUCAUCCAAAAGAGUCUUGGCUCUGACAGAGAGGCGCUGGAGUCCCUACAGAAAGCAGAAAGUGUGAUCCAGGAGCAGGGAACAGAAGAGACUGCAGUCCGGCUGCUGGUCAACAAAGCUAACCUGGCUUGGGUCUACUUCUAUUUGGGAGAGCUGGAGAAGAGCAGAGGAUACCUAGAAGAGCUGGAGGAGCUUCAGAGAAUUCAUCCUGCUCCACCUGGAUGCCCUUUACACCCUGAAGUGAGUGGAGAAAAGGGCUGGACGCUGGUGAAGUUCAACAAGUCCAAGAAGAGCCAGGCCAUCGGUUACUUUAAGAUGGCUUUAGAAGCUGAACCUGAAAGGAAGGAAUGGCACAAAGGUCUUGCCAUAUCUAUGAGCAAAGCAUGUUUAUGGUAUAAAUGCACUCCAGAGCAGAAAGCUGAGAUUUUAGAGAAGGUGAAAACGGCAGCAGAGAUCGACCCAAAUGAUCUGUUCCUUCAAUCUCUCUAUGUCUUAAAAAAGUUUGAGGUUCAGGGAGAAAAUGUUGAUGAGGAGAUUCAGAGUUUGCUUAAGAAAUCCAUUAGCACUGCAAACUUGGUUGGUCUGAAUUACAUUAUCGAAUAUUUUAAGGGCAUUUCUUAUGGGAGAGCAAUUGAAGAGGUACAAAGGGUUCGGGAAAUAUUUCCCAGUUCUUCGACACUUUUGAAAAUUCUUGCAAAUUUAUAUAAAUGGAAAGUGUUCUCCAUGAAGGAGGACAGCAGGGAAAGGCGGAUUUGGGUUCAGAAAUCCAUUGAGCUGUUUGAAGAGGUUGUCAGACAUUACCCAGAUUGUGUGAAAGGAAGGUCAGACCUCGCAUCACUGCACCGUUACGCACACAACACUGAAAGAGCAGAGGAGAUUUACCAGCAGCUCCUGUCAGAGGACCACACUCUCCCUCCUCACAGCCAACAGUUGUUGUACUAUAGUUACGCCUGUUACGUACAUCAUACUGGACAGUCCAGGGACAAAUCAAUCAACUUCCUCAUGAAAGCAGCAGAAAUCAAAAACUAUUCAUAUAACAAAGACAAAUGCAUUGAGAUUCUUCAAACAACAGUGCAGAAUGGCAGAAACUCUCGAUGUGAGGAGAUUAAAAGAUUUCUGAAGAAUGUUCUCAAAGAGGAGUAA